Saccostrea cuccullata (small rock oyster) is the source of this 1040-nucleotide messenger RNA. RefSeq names its product transforming growth factor-beta-induced protein ig-h3-like. Gene Ontology annotation, biological process: cell adhesion; extracellular matrix organization. Lineage: Eukaryota; Metazoa; Mollusca; Bivalvia; Ostreida; Ostreidae. Gene Ontology annotation, cellular component: extracellular matrix. Gene Ontology annotation, molecular function: cell adhesion molecule binding. Bases 115 to 1008 code for a protein of 297 amino acids. The transcript has 6 exons. The record is from RefSeq and is a predicted model, not a curated record.
GUCCCUUACAUAAAAUACCUCUUUGUUUUACAUAAAGGAUGGAUACUAUAAAAGUUCGGACAUUUUGUGAAUUAUACAGUUCGAUCUCAACUUCAGAACUAGUAAAAUCUCAAAAUGAUUGCCUUCCUAACAUUGGCUGUGAUUGUACAGAGUGCUUUCGCUGGAAACCUUGUAGAAGUUCUCCAGAACGACGGGGAGACAACUCUUAUUGCUCUUGUACAGCAAGCAGGAUUAGCUGAUGCUUUGUUAGGAGGGGAAUUCACUAUUUUUGCUCCAACAAAUGCUGCUUUUGCCAAACUUCCCCAAGCUACCCUUGACAGUCUCUCAAAGGACACAACAGCUCUGGCCAACAUCCUGAAAUAUCACGUGGUCAAGGGGUCCAUCCACAAAGCUGAUGCCUCUAAUGAACUUCAGUUGGAGACUUUGGCGGGAACCAAAAUCAGAUUCAACAUCUACAGUCAUAACCAUGUUGUGACAGUGGAAGGAUCCAAAAUCACCCACUUUGAUCUGACCGCAUCAAACGGAAUGGUCCACGUAAUCGACACCGUGAUGAUGCCCCCUGAAGGAAGUAUUGUGGAUCUCGUGGCAGGAAACAGUGACCUCAGUACUCUUCUGUCAAAGGUCCAGUCAGCUGGUUUGGCCGGAGCUCUGCAAGGCGAUGGACUAACAGUAUUUGCACCAACAAAUGCAGCAUUUGCCAGACUUGGUAGUCAUGUUUUGGACAAUCUGAGAAGAAACCCAACGCUUUUAAAAGAAAUUCUGGAAUACCAUGUUGUUCCACAUACUGAAUACUCAGCUGGUCUUUACAACCGCGAAUAUGUUAGAACUCUUGAUACUCACCAUGACGUCAUCAGACUUGGAGUCAGCAGUUCUGGCAGCGUCACAGUUAAUCGCAAUGCCCACGUAACAAAAGCCGAUAUAAGCGCCACCAACGGAGUAGUACACAUUAUAGAUCACGUGCUUAUUCCCGCUCGUUAUUUAUUUUCUGCUAUUCUUGGUAGGAGAUAAUCAUCUGAACAAAUCAUAUCAUUACCUAACAU